AUGAGUAGGACGAAAAAUUACCCAUCAAAAAUCGCGAAUCAAGGCAACAUUCAAGUCAGUAAAUACUAUGGCUUGAUAAACCAAGGAGCGACAUGUUACCUGAACAGCGUGUUGCAGGUGCUGUUUAUGACAGAAGGAUUCAGAGAGGCUGUGAGGUCUUCAAAGAGCAGCUGGAAAAAUACAUUUACAAAUGGUAUUGAUCGUAAACUCUGCAACUUAUUUAAUGCAUUAACCAAGGAAACAGCAGAAACCAGAGAAGUUAUCAAGAAGUUGCGUAUCAAAAAUGUUCAUGAACAACAUGAUGCUGCUGAGUACUUUGAGAGGAUUUUAACAAAGACCAAUGAUGAGGCUAAGCAGAUAUUUAAAGGAGAGCUAACAUACAGGACAGUUUGUCAAUGCAAAAGURAAACAGACAAAAUCGUCUCAUUUUGGAAUCUUCCUCUUCCACUGACGGACAGUCAUGACAAAACUUAUACUGUAGUGGACGGAAUUCAGGAAUUUUUUAAAAAUUCAGAAUUCACUGGUGAAAACCAACUUUACUGUGAAAGUUGUGGGAACAAAUGUGAUGCUACUAUUCAAUGCAAAGUAAAACAUCAUCCAGAGGUUGUGAUGUUGCUGCUGAAGAGGUUUGAAUUCAACUACCAUCACAUGAAAUACAUGAAAAAGUGCCUUCCUGUGGAUGUUUCAUUGACUAUCACUCUACCUGAGAAACAGAGAUAUGAACUGUAUGCRUUGGUGGAACACAUGGGGACUCUGAAGAGCGGAMAUUACAUGGCAACAAUCAAGCCCCAGAAUGAAGACACAUGGUAUGAGUUCAAUGACUCUACUGUUACAAGGCUUGAAAAUGAGGAAGUAAAAAAAGRCAAGCUUCAGAAAUCCGACUGUGUCUAUCUUCUGUUUUACAGGAAAUCAAACACUGGUACACAAAGUGAAGGAGAAAUGUCUGUCCUGCUAACUCCACMAUCCCACGAACAUAACAUCACAGGAUCACGUCAUAACCGUGUGAGGCGGAAAGAAAUAAAUGAACCCAAUAAAAGACCAUCAUGUUUCCAAGCCUUCUCAUCUCCAGAUGCUUCAGAUUUGCCAAAUGAAGACAGAAGAAUUGCUUGCAGAAACACAAAUGAUUCAAGUACCAGACCACAAAAGCAAUGUGAGAGUAAGGACAAAUCAGGGAGUUUCAAGAGGUGA
This is a messenger RNA of Poecilia reticulata (guppy), 1188 nucleotides long. RefSeq lists its product as uncharacterized. The record is from RefSeq and is a predicted model, not a curated record. Gene Ontology annotation, biological process: protein deubiquitination. Lineage: Eukaryota; Metazoa; Chordata; Actinopteri; Cyprinodontiformes; Poeciliidae. Gene Ontology annotation, cellular component: nucleus; cytosol. Gene Ontology annotation, molecular function: cysteine-type deubiquitinase activity.